CUUUAUUCCUGCAUUGACUUUUGCAACGUCGCAUUCUUCCAUAAAUCCCCUGGCUGUACCCCUAGACUUCGGGGGGGAAACGGAAAUAUCAUCCUUCAUCACUCUCAAAGACAUAAAGCAGAGAUAGCCUCGUAUAUACUGUGCAUACCGACGUGUCAGUAUGUCAGGGUCUCUCGACACGCUCACCAGGCCCUCCGCCUUCUUUGUACGCCAUGCGUCUCGCACAAGCACAAACACCCGCAUUCCCCCUAUCGCUCGUCGAUCUGCCUCCCCCCUCUCCUGUCGCAUGGCCAUGUUAUCGCGCGAUAAGCUUGAAAGAGAAACAGCAGCCAAGAACCCCAACCUGCGUCGUUGCUUAGGCCACCGGCGACUUCUCCGCCGGUCAAUUGAAGCUGCCCAACAGGAUAUGCGAAAGGCCAUGGCAUCAUUCAAGCUAGAAGACAGCGACGAUGAGGAUGAAAUCCUUGAGGAUGAUUACGAGCCCUCUCCCAGCCCUAUAAUUCGCGAGCAGAUCACAAGGGCUGUCAGGGCAAUGGUCAGGCGUCGUGCGGUCAGCCAAGUCUCCGAGUCCGACAAUGCCAAUACCGCGCCGCAAAUGAUGCGUGUGAGCUCCAAGAAUGAGAGCAGCUAUGACUUGUCAUUGAGACAACCCAAUGCCUAUUACAAGACUCCAUCUGUCACGACCAAACGUCGCAAACCUGCCACAAAGUUUACCUUUACCCGAUUGCUGUGGUCGUCAUCCGGCCAAUCCAUCCAAGCACUGGCCAGCUGACACCCACUGGAGGCGUGCUGGAUAGCAACAAACAUUUCUCAAUCUUACCUCAACUAAGACCUCCUCAUAACAUUAUCUCCGACGCUACCUCUGCAUUUACAACAGCGACUGCAAACCAUCCUUGAGAGCAUUAAACGUCAUGCUUAUGUUGUUCCAAAAGUUUCUAGCGCUUGCAUGUCUAUCAACUAGACCUGAAGAUAGUCGAUCCUGCUGAUGUUCCAACUGUGAUUACACACCACGACUUUACGAAGCUCUUUGUGACACUGUCUUUCCUUUCCCUAUAUAUAAUCAAGCAUUUUUCUGUUGUCACUGAUCAUGUAUAAUUAUCUUCGGUUUGAAACUGGCUUAUAGCCUUGAAUACAUACUUGGUAC
Molecule: messenger RNA, 1144 nt
Organism: Aspergillus pseudotamarii
Lineage: Eukaryota; Fungi; Ascomycota; Eurotiomycetes; Eurotiales; Aspergillaceae
Exons: 1
Coding region: 161-772 (203 amino acids)
Source: RefSeq, a predicted model, not a curated record